UUGAUAGGUUUCGAGUCUUCGGGGCAGGAUUUGAGGAAUCAACCGCCGGCUGGUCCUCCUCCACCGCCGCCGCCCCCUCCACCAGUUGGAUACUGGGAGAGAAGGGUUCGGAAACCUCCGAUUAGUACAACGGCGCAAAAAUGUGAUGCUUCAGAUAAGAAUGAGGAGACUCCGAGGUUAAAGCUGAAGCCUUUGCAUUGGGAUAAAGUUAGGGCGAGCUCGGACCGAGCAAUGGUGUGGGAUCAGCUGAAAUCAAGCUCGUUCCAGGUGAAUGAGGAGAUGAUUGAGACAUUGUUCGGCUGUAGCACGAGCAGUGCAGUUCCAAAGGAGACGGGGAAGCAGAAUCCGGUGGUUCCAUCGCCAAAGAUGGAGAAUAGGGUUCUUGAUCCGAAGAAGUCGCAGAACAUUGCUAUUUCGUUGAGGGCAUUGAAUGUGACCAAGGAGGAAGUCUGUGAAGCCCUUUUGGAAGGUAAUGCAGAAAGCUUGGGAGUUGAACUUUUGGAGACCCUCCUGAAGAUGGCUCCUAGCAAAGAGGAAGAGAUUAAAUUGAAACAACACAAAGAUGAUUCCCCAGUUAAGCUUGGUCCAGCAGAAAAUUUUCUUAAGGCUGUGCUUGAGAUUCCAUUUGCAUUUAAGAGAGUGGAGGCAAUUCUUUACAUUGCCAAUUUUGAUUCAGAAAUCAGUUACUUGAAGAAAGCGUUUGAAACUAUUGAGGCAGCCUGCGAAGAAUUGAGAAGCUGCAGGCUAUUCCUUAAGCUUCUAGAGGCAGUUCUCAAGACUGGAAACCGCAUGAAUGUUGGAACCUACCGUGGUGAUGCUCAUGCCUUCAAGCUUGACAGCCUCCUCAAGCUUGCCGACAUCAAGGGCACCGAUGGCGAAACCACCCUUUUACACUUUGUCGUUCAAGAAAUCAUCCGAGCAGAGGGAUCUCGCUUGUCUUCUACUAAGACGCAAGACAACACUCUUCGUGUUGAUCUUGAGUGCAAGAAACUUGGACUGAAGGUCGUUGCAGGCCUAGGUGGUGAGCUCGGCAAUAUCAAGAAGGCAGCUGCCAUGGACUCCGAAGUCCUUAGCAGCUACGUCUCAAAACUAGCUUGUGGCAUUGGAAAAAUCACAGAUAUCUUGAGAUUGAAUAAUAGUAGCAAACAGUUCCAAGAAGCCAUGAGUGAGUUCUUAAAGAAGGCAGAGGAUGAGAUCAUUGAGGUUCAGGCUCGAGAAAGCGUUGCAUUAUCUUUGGUCAAGGAAAUAACUGAGUACUUCCAUGGGAAUUCAGCUAAGGAAGAAGCUCAUCCUUUUAGGAUUUUUAUGGUGGUUAGGGAUUUCCUGUCGAUUCUAGAUCGGGUUUGUAAAGAGGUAGGAAAAGCGAAUGAGAGAAGUUUUGCAAGCUCAGUUUGCCAGUUUCCAGUGCCUGUAAACCCCACAUUACCGCCAUUGUUCCCUAAGAUUAAUAAAGCAACGAUACCUGAAAGUUCUGAUGAUGAGAGCUCAUCAUCAUCUUCAUAGUUCAGUCGCUAGCUUCAGAGGGCCUUUUUUUUCUUUUUUCUUUUUGAAAUCAUAAGGCAGGGUAUUUAUAUUUUUUCUUUUGCUUGUAGAAAUUGUUGUAAGAUUUUCGAAAUUGUUAUGGUUAUAUAUGUAUGUAUAAUGUUUUUAUACAAUGGAAAUCCUGCUGCAGAGGAAUGAUGUGGAGAAGUUAAUACAUC
Molecule: messenger RNA, 1700 nt
Organism: Asparagus officinalis (garden asparagus)
Lineage: Eukaryota; Viridiplantae; Streptophyta; Magnoliopsida; Asparagales; Asparagaceae
Product: formin-like protein 1
Exons: 4
Coding region: 232-1503 (423 amino acids)
Biological process (GO): actin nucleation; actin cytoskeleton organization
Molecular function (GO): actin filament binding
Source: RefSeq, a predicted model, not a curated record